This is a messenger RNA of Protopolystoma xenopodis, 1095 nucleotides long. The record is from the annotation of a GenBank genome assembly. NCBI's taxonomy places the organism in Eukaryota, Metazoa, Platyhelminthes, Monogenea, Polystomatidea, Polystomatidae.
AUGGCCAGAUUUUUCUCUUCUUGCCUCCCUCCUCUACCCUCCCUCCAUCAGGUGAUAGCCUUCAUCUCCGUCUCCUUCAUCGUGGUCUCCAUCCUGUCCUUCUGCCUGAAGACGUUCCCCUCCCUUCAGACGCCGGCUCUCGUCAACCAGACGUUUGUAAUUGACUCAGCUCUGACUAAGCGACCCUCAUUUGUCGAUGGCUACCACCAAUUCGGCCAGCCGCCGGGUUUCCGGGAGAACCGAUCCGUCAGUCCUCCAUCAGUUGUCCCCGCUUCCGGCAUUUUGGCGCCGUCGGCCGAUCCGAACCCGCGGAGCCUGACGAGGCGUGACUCUGUCGCGGCGUCCGUGACGGCGUCGAACCAAGCCGCUCUGGCCAGGCCGGUUCGGUACGCCGGAAAUGGGGCGGGUCGCGGCAAGACGAGUCCCGUCGACGAGGCGUCGGGCGACGGCAUCGACUGGGACGUGGCCGUCGGCCAUUUCGACACGACUCGCAGCCUUGAUCAGUCCGCGGCUCGAGUCCCGGCGCCCGGCCGGAUCGGCUGGACGCUGGAGAAGAAGCGGACCAAGCCACAUGACGCUUUCGGCUACAUCGAAGGCGCCUGCAACACUUGGUUCACUCUGGAGCUCGUCAUCCGCUUCAUCGUGAGUCCCAGUAAACUGCGCUUCGUGCAGAGUCCCGUCAACGUGAUCGACUUUGUCGCCCUCGUCUCCUUCUAUGCCGACCUCCUGUUGACCCGCUUCUCCGACGUCACCAACAAACGGGGCUACGAGAUGGUCGAGUUCUUCUCCAUCAUACGAAUCAUGCGCCUAUUCAAGCUGACUCGUCAUAUCGCCGGACUCAAGAUUUUGGUGCACACCUUCAAGGCCAGCAUGAAGGAGUUGACCCUGCUAGUCUUCUUCCUACUCGUCUUCAUCGUCAUAUUCGCCGCCCUCAUGUACUAUGCCGAGGCUCUGCAGGGCAACCCGGACAACCAUUUCGACUCGAUUCCAAUCGGUCUCUGGUGGGCCAUUGUCACUAUGACGACGGUCGGAUAUGGUGACAUGGUGCCAAAAACCUACAUGGGUCGGUCAGGCAUCAAGAAUUUUACAUUUUAA